UCACAGUCUAGUAUUAGCAAUCGUUUUGGUAGUCUGCCAACGGAGCCCCAACCCACAGAGUUAUCGAAACCUCUAUGGAAAUCAGGAUCAUACACCAUUUUUGGAACACCUCAUGAGCCUCAGUGCAGGAACAUUAAGGUUUUUGCAAGAAGGUGAAAGAUAUAUGAGAAAUGAGCUGAAUGACAUAACUCCAGAGCAAGAUGAUUUAUACGAUUUCAUCGUCAUUGGAGCUGGAACGGCAGGUGCAACCAUAGCCUCCAGAUUAAGUGAAAUAAAAAACUGCACAGUGCUACUCAUCGAAGCAGGACGUAGUGAAAAUUUAUUAAUGGACGUCCCACUGUUGGUCAACUUGUUGCAAUUUAGCGAUGAUGUCAAUUGGAAAUACAGAACAGAAUCGUCGGACAAAUAUUGCUUAGGGAUGAAUGAUCAAAGAUGCAGCUGGCCUCGAGGUAAGGUUAUGGGAGGCAGCAGUGUUCUGAAUUACAUGAUUGCAACCAGAGGAGACCCGAGGGACUACGAUACCUGGGCAAAAUUAGGUAAUGAAGGCUGGUCCUACAACGAAUUAUUGCAUUACUUCAAGAAGUUGGAGAGAUUAAAUAUCCCUGCGUAUAAAAAUGACACUGUUUUUCACAAUACUAAAGGACCUUUGAGUAUUGAAUACCCACCAUACCACACUCCUCUAGCAGAAGGUUUCCUGGAGGCUGGAUUGGAGCUGGGUUAUCCUCUGGUUGAUUAUAAUGGAAGGGAACAUGUAGGCUUCUCCUAUAUUCAAGCAACGUUAAAAAAUGGAGAAAGGGCAAGUACCAACAGGGCUUAUCUUCACAUAGCAAAGGAAAGGUCAAAUCUUUUUCUGACAAGAAACAGCAUUGCAGAGAAAAUUAUCAUUGAUCCAAGAACAAAUAAGGCUGUAGGUGUACAGUUUAAUAAAGAGAAUGUUAGCAUCAAAGUGCGAGCUAGAAAGGAAGUUAUUCUUUGUGCUGGUGCUAUUGGAUCUCCACAAUUAUUAAUGCUUUCUGGAAUUGGGCCCAAGGAUCAUUUGGAAGAUGUUGGAAUACCUCUUAUCAAGAAUGCACCUGUCGGAGAAAACCUAAUGGACCAUAUAGCAUACGGUGGUUUAGUAUUUUUAGUGGAUCAGCCGGUUUCGAUUUUACCACGAGAUGUGACAAAUCCUGCACGACCAUAUAUUCGACAAUAUUUCACCAACAGAUAUGGGCCAUUGUCAGUGCCUGGAUGUGUAGAAGCUCUGGCUUUCGUAGACGUUGAUCGACCUCGAGAUACAGAAAGUUAUCCCAAUGUCGAGCUUAUGUUUGUUGGUACCUCUAUGAUUGCUGGGGGUGGUUAUUAUCAAAAUGUUGGAAUAACUGAAAGCAAUUGGCAAGAGCUGUUUAGUAAAGUAGAGGGGCGACAUUCAUGGACUAUAUUCCCCAUGUUGAUGAGACCCAAAAGUCGAGGACGGAUUCUUUUAAAAGACAAUCGACCUUUGACUAAGCCUAGAAUUAUACCGAAUUAUUUGGAUGACCCUGAAGAUAUACGAGUAAUUGUAAAAGCUGUAAGGACUGCGAUUGAAGUGAGCAAGACAAGAGGCAUGCAAAGAUUUGGGUCCAAUCUGCUCGAGUUGCCGAUUAGUGGCUGUAAGAAAUUUCCACAUGGAUCAGAUGAAUACUGGGAGUGUGCGGUUAGGACCUUCACCUUCACUAUUUAUCAUCACUCUGGCACGUGUAAGAUGGGACCUGAACAUGAUCCGACGGCAGUAGUUAACCCGAGAUUACAGAUAUCUAACUUUUGGCACGACAACUACCUAUAGUGAAAGAAAAUCCGAGAACCAGAACGUUUAAAGGAGAAUUCUAACUUUUUCGAAUUUUUAUUUAAAUAUUUCAGAGUGCGUGGGUGAAUAAAACGCAUACUCCCGAUAAGAAUAUCAUGGUAAAUUUUUUCUUCUGUUUUUGAACAUCGAGUAAGAGUAAUUAUUAAGAGAAAAUUUGAGAACUGUGUGUUUAGAGGAAAGUUGGAAUUUUUCAGAUUUUUUUCAUCUACAUUUUAGAGUGUGUAGGUGGAUAAAUCGCAGUCUUCCGACAAGGAUAUUAGGAUAAAACUUUUUCUGAUAUUGUGCGACAUUAAGUGCAAGUGAUUGGUUAAAUAAAAUUCGAGAACCGC
Molecule: messenger RNA, 2154 nt
Organism: Belonocnema kinseyi
Lineage: Eukaryota; Metazoa; Arthropoda; Insecta; Hymenoptera; Cynipidae
Product: glucose dehydrogenase [FAD, quinone]-like
Exons: 2
Coding region: 113-1804 (563 amino acids)
Molecular function (GO): oxidoreductase activity, acting on CH-OH group of donors; flavin adenine dinucleotide binding
Source: RefSeq, a predicted model, not a curated record